Molecule: messenger RNA, 1011 nt
Organism: Lucilia sericata (common green bottle fly)
Lineage: Eukaryota; Metazoa; Arthropoda; Insecta; Diptera; Calliphoridae
Exons: 2
Coding region: 1-1011 (336 amino acids)
Biological process (GO): DNA integration
Molecular function (GO): nucleic acid binding
Source: RefSeq, a predicted model, not a curated record
AUGAUGAGCGCAGUAAGAAGCCAGUUCUAUAUUCCUGGUUUAAAAAGAACAGUCAAGAAAUGCGUUCAUCAUUGUCUAACCUGUGUUCGUUACAAACAACAAGUGAAAUCGCAAAUAAUGGCUGCACUGCCAAAAGAGAGAUCCACUCUCUCAUUACCGUUCUCACAUACGGGUGUCGACUUUGCUGGUCCAUUUCAGAUCAAAGCCAUUCAUUUAGAAGCUUGCUCUAGUUUAACAUCAGAAGCAUUUCUAGCUGCUUUUGCACGAUUUAUAGCUAGGCGAGGAUUGCCAAAAUCAGUUAUGUCGGACAAUGGUACAAAUUUCAUAGGCGCUAGUAAGUCAUUGCUAAAGGAGUAUUCGUUAUUUCUUAAACAAUCCUCCAAGGAUAUAACAGAUAAAUAUGCAAUUAAUGGACUUGAGUGGAAGUUCAUUCCACCUAGCGCCCCGCAUAUGGGAGGUUUAUGGGAAGCUGGCGUUAAAAGCUUCAAAAUCCACUUCAGGAAAAUUGCAGGCGCACAUAAAUUUAAUUUUGAAGAGUUCUCUACUCUGCUUGCGCGAAUAGAAAGUGUUCUAAAUUCACGACCAAUAUCACCGAUGUCAGAAGACCCAGAUGACCUGCAGGCCCUUACUCCGAGUCAUUUUCUGCGCGGUGCACCUUUGGUAUUCGCGCCAGAAAUACCGCCUGACAAUUUGUCGUUAUUGAAUCGCUGGGAACGACUGAAAGCACUCCAUCAUAAAUUUGGUCAACGAUGGAAAAAUGACUACCUUCAGGAGCUACACAAGAGGUACAAAUGGCAGAAUCCACGACGGGAUCUACAGACUGGUGAUUUCGUUAUCAUCAAGGAUGAGCUUCUUCCUCCAUGCGACUGGAGGUUAGGCAGAAUAGAAGCCGUACACGUUGGUCGGGAUAAGCGCGUAAGAGUCGCUGAUGUUAGAACAUCUAGUGGCGUCGUGACCCGACCAAUAGUAAAAUUAUGCAUGCUCCCGUUAUGUGAAAAGUCUGUAGAUUAG